ACUAUCAUAUCAGAGCAGUAUAAAAGCGAUCAGAGUGAUGAAUAAGCAUCAUUAUUCGAACGGAUAAUUUCAAGACAAGAAAUGGCAGCUAAGUUGGUUGUAGUACUGAUCCUGGCAGCUGUGGCCCACUGCUCAGUAGUGCCAGUGGCUCGAACAAAUGCCGACUACACGAGUUUCGCGUACAACGUCGCCGAUCCCUACACUGGUGAUUACAAAAGCCAGGUCGAGACACGUGUAGGCAGCAAUGUCCAAGGACAGUAUUCCCUCCUUGACGCUGACGGUACCAAGCGUACUGUAGACUACGCAGCUGAUGAUUUCAACGGAUUCAACGCUGUUGUGCGCAAAGACCCCGCUGUUGUGGCUACACCAGUAGUUGCUGCUGCUCCCGCUGUUUCUGCAGUUAAGACUGUAGUUGCACCUGCUGUGGUUGCCUCAGCCCCUGCUGUGGUUGCUUCAGCACCCGCCGUUGUCGCCUCAGCACCCGCAGUUGUUGCUGCGCGUACCUACGCCGCUCCCGCCUUCGUUGCCUCAGCCCCCGCUGUGGUCGCCAGCAAAUUCGUAGCUCCUGCUGUUUACUCAGCUGGUCACUUUUCUUAUUCUGCUCCCCUCAACUACUGGUAAUUUCUUGUACAAUUUAAAACGACUUCUAAUUGAUUCUGUAAAUAUUAUGUAUUUAAAAUUAUAAAUAUAUGGUAAAGUACUCAAAA
Molecule: messenger RNA, 707 nt
Organism: Melitaea cinxia (Glanville fritillary)
Lineage: Eukaryota; Metazoa; Arthropoda; Insecta; Lepidoptera; Nymphalidae
Product: larval/pupal rigid cuticle protein 66-like
Exons: 2
Coding region: 82-621 (179 amino acids)
Cellular component (GO): extracellular matrix
Source: RefSeq, a predicted model, not a curated record